Molecule: messenger RNA, 522 nt
Organism: Meloidogyne enterolobii
Lineage: Eukaryota; Metazoa; Nematoda; Chromadorea; Rhabditida; Meloidogynidae
Source: the annotation of a GenBank genome assembly
AUGAGCUUGUUUAUUAAAUAUACUCUAGAACAAUUCAAAACAAAAUUAAUUUUAGAUAAUCAAAAUAUUGGAGAAUAUGGCCCAGCAAAAUAUUUAAAUCCAGAAUUACUUCAAAAUUUAAUAUUUUCUGAGGAGAAUGAAGAUAAUUUUAAUUAUGAAAUAUUUGAAUUAAUUGAAUUAAAUAAAGAAAAUAAUAAAAAUAUGAAUGAAAUAAUUAAAAAAUUAAAAAAUAUAUUAAAUAAAUGGGCAGAGAUAUUUGAAGCUGAUUAUGAAUUUUUGAUUGGGGGAUCUUUAAUGUUGGAAGUAAAUACAAAAAAUUCUGAUAUUGACGCUAUUUAUGUUGUUAGAAAGAAUACUGAAUAUUUUUGGGAUGAAGAAAAUUUAAAGAAUGAUGGAACAAAACAAUUAGAAAGUAGAGCUACACAAUUUUUUGGACGCUUAACUUCAAAAUGUUUGGAUAAUAAAGAGAAAAAUUGUUCUGAUCAGUCUUUUUACUGUCAUUUAUGUUUACAGGUAGAAUAA